CUUUGCUUCUUGAGUUGAACAACCUCAGAGUCCUAGCCUGGCUAAGCUUAGCUUAGCUACUUCCCACCCUUUCCUCCCCUUCCCUUUGUAAUAAGAGGGCUCUGGUUGCGUGUGUACUCGUCCAUUUCUGUUUCCUGUUUUGGUGUCGGAAUCUCUAUCUUUUCUAUCUCUCUUUUCUCUCUCUGGUUAUUUCUUCUCCUCUCUUUUAAUUUCUCUUGUGCCACAAAUCACCCUCAAGGCUUCAAGUCUCAAUACCUGUUUCCAGAACCAAGUCUCAAAAGAGAGAACCCACUCAGAAAGAAAAAAACUCUGGCCUAAGAGAUAUCAAUCCCACACCUAUCAUAGCUUCACAUAUCCCUUUUGCUUUUGGGUUGGUGUUGUGUUUGUUUUUUCUUCCUUCAUCAUCUUUGUGGGGUUUUACAUUGGGUUCUCUUAUUGUUAUAUGGGUUUCAGUCUUUGAGGUUCUUCUUCAAACUACCUUUCUGGCUGAAUUUUCAUCUCUUUCUCAUAAUAUCAAGGUCUUUGAGGUUUUGUCUUCUAAGUUUGGCUUCAAAGGUCUGAACUUUGGUACUUGAAAGACUUACACAAGUGAGUUCCUCCAUAUCUAUUUUCUUGUGUGAAAAGUGGAGGGUAAAGAAGAUUUUGAAUAUUUACUAUCUGGAUCAUAUGCAAAAGAUGGAGGAGGCAUGUCCUCAACUUCUGGAUUUGAUUCCGAAAGAAAGGGAGUGGCUUGUGAGCAAAGAUGAGAGCCAUGGCUAUUCAGAAGAGAAGAAAUUGGAGCUAAGGCUUUGCCCUCCAGGUCAAGACUGGUCAAAUCUGAGAGACAACACCUCCAGAGGCCAGAAAGAAAGAGAUGAGUCUCUUCUUUCUCUUGGGUACUUCUACAACAGCAGCAGCAGUGGAAACCAAACCCACCAUUUUGCUUCCUCAGAGAGAAAGACUGUUCUAUCCUCUCCAUGGUCUUCAUCUCCCUCAGGGUACCCCAACAACCAGACAAAAGGUCCUUCCUUUCUACAGUUCUCACCAAGCUCUCAAAGCCUGCCUGUCACCCAGAUGACCUCACAGCCCUGUUGCACUGAAGCGGUAGACUUGCAGAACGCAGAGAAGAAGAAAGCUUCUGCAAAUCCAGCUGUGACCAACAACACUUCUCAGAAAAGAACUGCUCCGGCUCCAGUUGUGGGAUGGCCUCCAAUUAGAUCUUUUCGGAAGAAUCUUGCGAGCACCAGCGCUUCAAAACCGGCACCUGAGUCACAAAAUGUAAACCCCAGCAAGGUUCCUAAUGUUAAACCAGUCGAAACCAGCAGAAAAGGCAUGUUUGUGAAAAUCAAUAUGGAUGGAGUCCCCAUUGGACGAAAAGUAGACCUCAGUGCUUAUGCCAGCUAUGAGAAGCUCUCCUCUGCUGUUGAUGAACUCUUUCGUGGGCUCCUUGCAGCUCAAAGAGAUUCUUGUGCUGGUGGAAUCAAGAACAACAUAGAUGAAGAGAAAGAAAUUACAGGUUUAUUGGAUGGAAGUGGAGAAUAUACUCUGGUUUAUGAAGAUAAUGAAGGUGACAGGAUGCUUGUUGGAGAUGUCCCAUGGCACAUGUUUGUGUCUACUGUGAAGAGGUUGCGUGUGCUCAAGAGCUCUGAACUUUCUGCACUUAGUAUUCGCACUGGUAAAGAACUGAAGAACUGAGAAGCUCUAAUCUGGAGAACUGAAGCCUGUACUUAAUUUUAGUAGACCUAAUUUUGUGUUCCUACCUAAAGUUUUGGUAUUAUAAUUUCUCAGUGAAAAAAGGGAAAGAGAGCAAAGAAAUACUGGCUGCAACCAACUAAUGUGUAUGAGUGUUUGCUUUUGCUGAAAAAGUUGUACUGAUUCCUCAUGCCUCUUGUAGGAAAAGAGAUAAAAAAGACAAUUUGUUGUGAUGGUACAUUAUUCUAACUUCUAGUUUUGUGUAAGCAACCCACUUUAGCCCUAUUGGUUUGGGUUUAUAAGGUGUCAAGUGCUUGACCGGAUGAUCUGUCUGUAUAUCAGUUUGAUUUGGCCCCCUACAAAAGAAAACUGUGUUUUGAUU
Messenger RNA from Fragaria vesca subsp. vesca, 2053 nucleotides. RefSeq names its product auxin-responsive protein IAA26-like. The transcript is spliced from 6 exons. The record is from RefSeq and is a predicted model, not a curated record. NCBI's taxonomy places the organism in Eukaryota, Viridiplantae, Streptophyta, Magnoliopsida, Rosales, Rosaceae. The coding region runs from base 667 to 1674 and encodes 335 amino acids. Gene Ontology annotation, cellular component: nucleus. Gene Ontology annotation, molecular function: protein binding. Gene Ontology annotation, biological process: regulation of DNA-templated transcription.